Messenger RNA from Pyrenophora tritici-repentis Pt-1C-BFP, 1962 nucleotides. The record is from RefSeq and is a predicted model, not a curated record. Lineage: Eukaryota; Fungi; Ascomycota; Dothideomycetes; Pleosporales; Pleosporaceae.
AUAUCAACUCCCUGUCCAACUUAGUCACCGGUUUCGACCUCAUUACCUUCGCUUUACACAUCAACUGUCACCCAGAUCUACACUGCAUAUACAUAGCCCCUCGCCAACCCAAAUUCCUCGUGUUCCCCCGCUAAACCUCGCAUUGGAGAGCACUGCCAGCGACUUCCAUCUGCACCCUGACGUUUUGCUACACCAACUACGCCGUACGGCUCACUUUCCACUUUCGCUAAAUCCUUUCCUCCUCCCUCGAGAGCAAUGGCUGGUCCCGGUGGUGGUCCUUCGAGGCGCAGUCAUACAAAGUCCCGAAAGGGCUGCAAGACUUGCAAGAGGAGACACAUUCGCUGUGAUGAGACUUUUCCGCAAUGCCGCAACUGCACAAAACACCAAGUGCGCUGCGACUACAUGGACAGUCCCACGGCCAUGAUGCCAGAUUCUCCCCAGUCCCCUCAGCAACCCAAUCUGCUGUGGACGCCUGAAAUUGAGGCCACCAUUGAACUGUGGAGACAAACUGGGGAGUUUCCCUUCCCCGAGCUUCGUGUUUACCCGCAACCACAAUGGCGCGCCUUGACGACGGUUGACCUCCGUCUGGUACACCACCUCUCUUCCAUCUCGAGCGAAAUGUUCAGGAACAGGACUUCCAAAUCCACUCUGUGGACAGACAUGAUGCCCAAAUUUUUGAGCAUUGCUGCGUCCCAUUCAUUCGUUAUGCACAGCAUUCUUGCCUUCUCUGCCUCUCAUUUGGCCUGGAUAUCUCAGUCGACUGAGACACGAAACCUGGCCUUUCAUCACGCGAGCAUUGCUCUCAAAGGCCUGCACGAUGGCAUCGCCAACUUCACCAAGCUCAACUCGGACGCGGUCCUUGCAUCGUCCCUCCUACUAGCCUGGCAGGCAACCGACUGGCGCGGCUGGGCUUCCCUCAUUACUGGCACAAAAACUGUUAUUCAGGCCAUGCAGCCAUGGAGACACGAGUCUUUGUUUGCCGACUACAUUGCCGAACACACCCCUAUGCCCAACCGCCACUUUAUGAAUCCUAGCAACACGCCGAUAAAUGCAGAAGCACGACGAGAACAGCUCAACGUUCUGAUCGACAUCCAUGCUUCAUUACAACGAUUGCAACCUUACUUGGUCCGAAAUGAUCAAGAAUCCAAAUGGGUAGACCAACUCAAGGGCUACCUCGACCGCCUGCGAUCAUCGGCUCAGCCACAGACACCUGAAGAGCAAUUCAACCAGUUGUAUGCAUUGCGCAAGUGGUUGUUCUGGGUACCAAUCUCGCUACUAGCUGCGAAACGCGGAGACGUCAACGUGCUGGUUGUCUUGGCCCACUUCUACGCCACGGCGCUGGCUCUCGAGCCCAUGUUUCCAGACGUCGCAUCUGUUCUAGUUGCAGAUUUGUCUCUCCGCCCCCUCGAGGAGAUUAACCAACUAGUGCAAGGAUACCAGGACCCGCGAUACGAUUCACGCAUGCAGACAAUGUCCUACCUCGUACAGUUCCCGGUGGAUAUGGUAUCUUCAUACAAGACUCGACGAGAAUGGUCACGGCAGCAGAUGGCAGCAACGUCUCCCAUUCAACAACAACAACAACAACAACAACAAUCCACGUAUGGACUGGAGUCGAUCAACCAGGAUAUCGAGAAUCAAAUUGCACAGUACAGUUAUGGACAGAGUCUGUCUCCAGCGUUUGCUCCUUCGCCGCUUACGUUCAUGCCGCCUAGCAUGAGCUCGACGCCAACAUCGCCGUACCUCGAAGUGCCACGAGCCGUGCCUGUUGAUUCAUAUGGGCCGACUAGCGCUUAUGCCGGCACAGCUAGCAGCUACGCAUCGUCGAAUAGUUAUGCGUCCCCACUAGGCUCUCCUGCAGCGGUGCUGCCGCCGUACUCUGCUCCUCAGGAACAAGCAUUCACAUCGUUUGGAAUGCAGUCUGGCUAUCCCAGCGGGUUCGUGGCUACACCUAUCUGGACGUGA